AAAGUUGUUCCAGACAAAGUUCUAGUACAAAAGAAGUACACAAUUCCAAAAGGAGUUGGAUUGUUCGGAUACCAACCUGAACCAGAAGAACUUCCAAUGAGGUUGCAAGAACUUCAAGAUGCUAUAAACAAACUUCCAUUGAGACAUCCAAUUGACGUCAAAUUGUAUUGGAGAGCAUCUGAGUUAGGUCAGAAGGUUUUAUAUGAAACAGGUUGCUUCGACGAUGUUUAUGAGAUAACAGGAGAAGUUUCUCAGAAGAUAAGAGACUCACUUGAAUUUCCACAAACUGGACCAAUUGGUUGCGACAAGUUCGACUCAUAUGAAAAGAUAUACUAUGUCGACCUUAACGCUGCAUACAUGAGGUUUGUCCAAUAUAUCCCGACUGGAAUUCCAAACGAAGACGGUGAGUUCCCAGGAAGGAACUAUACAGUUGGAAAAGUCAUACAACAACUGUAUGAUAUUAGGAAAGCUUCAAACCCCAAACUUGCAAUGACACUCAAAUUGCUUAUGAAUUCGACAUGGGGAUAUUCCAUUAAGAAACCUCAAGAGAUGAAGAGUAAACAUUAUGAGAAGGUCGACAACUUUGUUGAAAGGUUUUCUCCUUUUGUUUUGAAGUACGAAUUCACUCAAGGUCAAAGUGGCUUAGUAACCACAGUAAAACCUAUUGUCGAACAUUGGUCCUACCCUCAGUUCGCAAAGGCAGUCCUUGACAACUACAACAAAUUUUUCUCCGAGGUCAAAUCCAAAAUUGUGGUUUACUAUGAGAACAUCGACGCACUCAUGACGAACGAAGAAGGCUAUAACAAACUCAUUGAAAUGGGAAUGGUCGGUGAAAAGAUGGGCUGUUUUAAGCUAGACAAGGUAUUUUCCGAAGUUCAUGUUCUCUCCAAGCGUAAGUACUGGGGUAUACUUGAAGACGGCACAGAAAUAAAACAUUGCAUGAAGUAA
Messenger RNA from Trichomonas vaginalis G3, 948 nucleotides. Its product is annotated as DNA/RNA polymerases family. The annotation marks the transcript as partial. The transcript has a single exon. Lineage: Eukaryota; Parabasalia; Trichomonadida; Trichomonadidae. The record is from RefSeq and is a predicted model, not a curated record.